Messenger RNA from Sclerotinia borealis F-4128, 330 nucleotides. The record is from the annotation of a GenBank genome assembly. NCBI's taxonomy places the organism in Eukaryota, Fungi, Ascomycota, Leotiomycetes, Helotiales, Sclerotiniaceae.
AUGUCGGUCGCGAAGUCGAGACUGCUGGAUUUGUUGAAGGUCCAAUGCCGGAUCUUCUCAACCACAUUCAACCCCGACGGACUUCGAACAGGAAACAAGGUUCUUCGAUCAAGAUUGAAGGGACCAGCGCUGGCUGCGUACUACCCACGGAAGAUGGCGACAAUCAAGGAUCUGCAGAAGACAUAUGAUGAAUACGAUGUCGAGACCUACGAUGAUUACGAGGAAGAUAGAUUUGAACAUCUUACUAUUCUGAAAGCUAGAGGAAAGGGAGCACCGAAAAAGAAGAGAACUGCGGAAGAAUCCAAGAAGUUCAAGGGAAAGAAGAAGUAG